AUGCCACAGGAGCAGUACCUCACAGAUGACGAGAUCAGCCGUUUCAUGGAUGACCUGGACAAAGACGACGAUGGAAAUAUCGACUACUGGGAACUCGAACGAAAGCUCGACCAGGUCCACAAGCAAAUAGCCCCGAAAGCCCAACCACACAACCUUCAUCACAAAUCACGCGGAGACGAAGCACGUCAUCAAUUUCUUCGGAGCGUCAUCGGCACUCGCGAAGACCACAUCCCACGCAAUGAAUUCAAACAAUGUGUUCGACGAUGGAAGAUACCAUCCCUGGAGCAGGAUCGCAAGGAGGCGAAGGACGAGGAUGAAUACGUCAGACAUAUGUCUAUUUGGAGACGCAUACGAGCGUACUGGGCAGUCCAGGGGCCCGGGAUAGCCUUUCUGGCGCUGGUCGUGGCUUUUAUGCUCGCUUUUGGCAUAUGGCAGCUAGUCAAGUACCUCACGUACGACGAAUACCGGCCAGCAUUCGGAUGGGGUGUUGUUGUCUCCAAGACUUCCGCUGGAGUCCUGUAUCCCACCUUCUUCUUCCUCAUUCUAUCCAUGUCCCGAUGGUUCUCGACCUUCCUUCGACGCUUUUACUUCAUCUCGCGGUUCAUCAACUGGGAUCUUUCUCAGUCGUUCCACAUCAAGAUGUCCAUCGUCGCGUUGUUCUUCGCGACAUUGCACGCCAUCGGACAUCUAACCGGCUCAUUCGUCUUCGGAAGCAUGGCGAGCCGGCAGCAGAACGUCGCCCUGGUUCUUGGCCAAGACGCUGUGCCUCGCUCAUAUCACGACUAUGUCCUAUCCCUACCUGGCUGGACUGGGUUAACUACUCUGGGAUGUUUCUAUUUGCUUGCCAUUCUCAGUAUGCCCCAGGUUCGGAAGUGGAACUACGAGGUCUUUCAACUGGGCCAUUUGCUCAUGUUUCCUAUCAUCGGCCUCAUGAUGGCACACGGCACCGCCGGUCUCAUGCAGUGGCCCAUGUUCGGCUAUUGGCUCGCCUUUCCGACCCUCCUUGUUAUCGUGGAACGCUCAUGGCGCCUCAUUGUGGGCUUCUUCCCACUGAUCGCUGACCUUGAGCUUCUCGACGACGAAACCGUGGCCAUAACGGCGAACAUCCCUAAAGCCCGCCUCUGGCGGUACAAAGCUGGCCAGUACGUCUUUGUGCAGGUCCCGAAAAUCUCUUGGGUCCAAUGGCAUCCGUUCACUGUGUCGACUUGCAUAGGUAAUACUAUGAAAGUUCAUAUCAAAGCAGAUGGAGACUGGACCGACGCGCUACGUGGUCUCGCCAAGGGUGAGACACGCACGCCAAUCAAAAUCGGCCUCGACGGACCAUUUGGCGCACCAGCUCAGCGCUUCUACAAUUUUGAAUACAGCAUGGUCUUUGGCGCCGGCAUCGGCGUGACGCCGUUCUCCGGUAUCCUGACCGAUCUCCAACAGCAUGAGCUUGAACGAGUCAAGUCCGGCCAGGGCGCGCCUGAUCCGUCAUCGUCCCCAUAUUCGGACCAUCGCCGUAUUGAUUUCCAUUGGAUGGUGCGCGACAAGAACAACCUUCUCUGGUUCUCCGAUCUCCUCAACGAAGUCUCCCGUGCCCAAAUGCUCGACCGCACAUACCUCGACAUCCGCAUCCAGACCUACGUCACGCAGAAACGCAAAGAGAUCUCCACGCAUGUCUUCCGCUGGCUUCUCGAGAAGCACCGCACCGACCAGCAUCCACGAUCCCCUCUCACAGGCCUAAUAAAUCCUACGCAUUUCGGACGCCCGGACCCUAGAAGUAUCAUGGAGGAGCAUUAUCAAGAUAUGUGUAAGGUAUUUGCGGAGAAAGCGACUGACAAGGAGGGAAGGGCGAGGGAACAGGAAGAGGAAAUAAAGGUGGGCGUUUUCUUCUGUGGGCCUCCAGUUAUUGGCGUGCAGCUUGCGGAUCGGUGUAGUAUGCUAACCGCGAGGGGGAGGCAAGAGGGCAGGAAGGUCGAGUAUCAUUUCAUAAUGGAGGUGUUCGGUUGA
Trematosphaeria pertusa is the source of this 1992-nucleotide messenger RNA. RefSeq lists its product as uncharacterized. Gene Ontology annotation, biological process: defense response; superoxide anion generation. The record is from RefSeq and is a predicted model, not a curated record. NCBI's taxonomy places the organism in Eukaryota, Fungi, Ascomycota, Dothideomycetes, Pleosporales, Trematosphaeriaceae. The coding region runs from base 1 to 1992 and encodes 663 amino acids. Gene Ontology annotation, cellular component: NADPH oxidase complex; plasma membrane. The transcript has a single exon. Gene Ontology annotation, molecular function: calcium ion binding; superoxide-generating NAD(P)H oxidase activity.